AUGGUCAUUUUUCAAAGUAACUUCGAUAUGUUUACACCUCAAGACUCAUACUCAACAGCUCCAAGACAAACUAUUGCUAAAAAACCAUCAAUUAAGAGACUUCUUGGCUAGAAAAAGUCAAGUCUGUAGCUAAAUCUCAAUUAAUCAGACUUGAUUCUACCAAUAAUAAAUUAAAAAAGCAAAAAAAUUUUUGAACCACUAGAAAUUCAAGUUGAGCCAGACUGGAGGGCAAAAAUCCUUAAUGAGUCAGCUAUUAAUAAUGCUUAUCUUGAUUUGAUAUCUGAAAGAUGCACCUAAGUUAGAAAAGAGAUGAGAAGAACGAUAUUCUAAGUAGGAAGUUCAUAGAGGCAGUACAGUCAGGCAGUAGAAAGAAUUAAUCAGGUUUGUAAAAAAAAACUAGAUGAGCUAGGGAAAAUCGAGAGCGAGUACUAAGAUUCUCGACCAUAACCUGUCAUUCGCCCAAAUAUUGAACCUUAGAAGGUUUUCCGUGUAGGAAAAGCCGUGAAGAGGUCUGUCGGACGACUAUGA
This is a messenger RNA of Stylonychia lemnae, 528 nucleotides long. NCBI's taxonomy places the organism in Eukaryota, Ciliophora, Spirotrichea, Sporadotrichida, Oxytrichidae. The record is from the annotation of a GenBank genome assembly.